AUGGCCAUCACAAAUCUAUCUGUAGAUCAUUCUCUGACUGACAGCGAUAAGCAUGCUUCCAAGUCCAAGAUCAUAUUUGUCACCUUCGUGUUUAUCCUAUCGCUUGUUUCGUUUGUAACACAGACAGAGUUCACUUCCCAAGCUUAUCAAUUAGGAUUCAGCGAACCGGUAGUAUUGCUUUUGGUUACCCAUGGCUCCUGGUGGAUUCUCUGGCCAUUACAGGCAAUAGGCGUAUCUUUGUAUAGAACCAGUCAAAUCUUGCAAGACCAGAACCAGACCCAGAGACAGCAUCGAUACAGUGCUAGUUCUGACAGACAAUACCAUCGUUUAGCCUCCACUUCAGAAUUGCUCGAAUCUCACAUCGAUUCUGAACAUCCUUCUGACGCUAUACCAGGACUAACUAGACCCGUGAACUAUGUCUCAUACUUCAAGAAAUGUUUGGUAAAACAAUUUCACAAUGUGUACCACACCUCUAUCUUGAUCUUUGAAAGUAAUGUCAACGACGACAGAACCACCGAAAACUUGAAUUCACUUAUAGAGAAGAAUCCUCACGUUUCGUACUCAAAUUCCAUCACUGAAUGUGUCAAAACAUUCUUUGCUACUCCUUCUAUUCAAUACGUAGUUAAAAAGGCUCUCCUUAUCACAUGUUUACUUACCGUCGCUGGCUCGACUUGGUACGGUGCCAUGGCAAUGACAUAUGCUUCAGAUGUUACAGCUAUCUAUAACUGUUCUGCAUUCACUGCUUAUGCAUUUGCCAUUCCCAUCUUGAAAGAGAAGUUUUCUUGGCUCAAGGCCAGCUCUGUAGUCAUUGCAGUACUGGGAGUCUUCAUUGUUGCCUACUCUGGAAGCGAUGCAGACUCGCUGUCCAGCGAAGAUUACCCCUACAGAUUCUGGGGAAACUUGAUCAUCUUGAUUGGAGCCAUCUUGUAUGGUUACUAUGAAGUUCUUUACAAGAGAUACUUGUGUAUUCCUCCUCACUUAACUGCCAUCAUAACUCCACGUCGUCAGCUGACAUUCGCCAACUUCGUCAUGGGAUUCUUUGGUUUUUUCACCUGCUUGAUUGUUCUCACAAUAAUCUUGAUCGCUGAAGUUUUCCGCAUUCAUAGCUUCAAUUUCUUCAACUAUGGCGAAGACACUACACUCAUCUGGAAGUAUAUAGUAGGCUCUAUCUUCCUGAACUUGAUCUUCAGUGCCUCUUUCUUGACAUUGAUGGCACUUACCAGUCCUGUUCUUUCAUCUGUCAGUUCGCUCCUCACAAUCUUCUUGAUUGGUUUGGUUGAAUGGGUCAUGUUUGGCAAUGUUUUGGAUUUCCAGCAAUUGUUGGGAGACUUCUUGGUUAUUGUAGGGUUUGUUCUCUUAACAAUUGCAUCCUGGAAGGAAAUCAGUGAAGGACAAGACGAUGACGAUGAUAUGGACGUCGUCAGUACAUAUUCAUUUGCUGUCAGUACUGAAAGCAGCGGCAACUAG
Scheffersomyces stipitis CBS 6054 is the source of this 1467-nucleotide messenger RNA. Its product is annotated as mannosylinositol phosphorylceramide synthase regulatory subunit. Bases 1 to 1467 code for a protein of 488 amino acids. The transcript is spliced from 2 exons. The record is from RefSeq and is a predicted model, not a curated record. NCBI's taxonomy places the organism in Eukaryota, Fungi, Ascomycota, Pichiomycetes, Serinales, Debaryomycetaceae.